Molecule: messenger RNA, 819 nt
Organism: Mauremys reevesii (Reeves's turtle)
Lineage: Eukaryota; Metazoa; Chordata; Testudines; Geoemydidae
Gene: PAIP2
Product: poly(A) binding protein interacting protein 2
Exons: 5
Coding region: 228-635 (135 amino acids)
Biological process (GO): negative regulation of translational initiation
Cellular component (GO): cytoplasm
Molecular function (GO): mRNA regulatory element binding translation repressor activity
Source: RefSeq, a predicted model, not a curated record
CGGAAGUGAUUUCACAUCCGGCCUGGCUGUUGUGUUUGGAAGGGGAGAGGGUGGAGGGAGAAGAACCCGAAUAAAGAGUGGGGGGGCACGAGGCGGCCGUGGCGGAAGAGACCAGCUCGGAGCCCCAGCGCGCACCCUCUGCCGUCCCGCUCCCAACAGCAGAGAAACAUUGGAAUUACUGUACUGAAUUACAUCUGUGAACCGUCCAGUCCAGUGAUCAGCACCAGAUGCUUUGGAGGCUUCAAGUCAAAGGCUCAACCAUGAAAGAUCCAAGUCGCAGCAGUACUAGCCCAAGCAUCAUCAACGAAGAUGUGAUUAUUAAUGGUCACUCUCAUGAAGACGACAAUCCGUUUGCUGAGUAUAUGUGGAUGGAAAAUGAAGAGGAGUUUAACAGGCAGAUUGAAGAGGAGUUAUGGGAAGAAGAAUUUAUUGAGCGUUGUUUCCAGGAAAUGCUGGAAGAGGAGGAAGAACAUGAAUGGUUUAUUCCCGCUCGAGACCUCCCACAAACAAUGGAUCAAAUCCAGGACCAGUUUAAUGACCUCGUUAUCAGUGACAGUUCAUCACUGGAGGAUCUGGUGGUCAAGAGUAAUCUGAAUCCAAACGCAAAGGAGUUUGUUCCUGGGGUGAAGUACUAAAUAUAUGAGUAGACUGGGCCCUCUUUUGGUGGAUGUAGCACAAUUUCCACACUGUGAAGCCAGUAUUAGAAGAUUUAAUUGUAAAAGCUCUCUCUUCUCGUCACUGUGUUACACUUAUGCAUUGCCAAAGUUUUGUUAGUCUUGCAUGCUUAAUAAAAGUGCUGAGACUGUUAUUAAGUAAAAA